Messenger RNA from Triplophysa dalaica, 942 nucleotides. RefSeq names its product putative nuclease HARBI1. The transcript has 6 exons. The record is from RefSeq and is a predicted model, not a curated record. NCBI's taxonomy places the organism in Eukaryota, Metazoa, Chordata, Actinopteri, Cypriniformes, Nemacheilidae. The coding region runs from base 1 to 942 and encodes 313 amino acids.
AUGGCUUUGGCGUCUUUAUCAUCGGAGGAACUUCUGUCAAAAUUAACAGAGGCUGUGCUUGAAUUAUCAGAGGAAGAGAAGAGAGAAUUUAAAGCCUCUUCUCCACCACCGACUGGUCUCCGCGGCAAGCGGGGAAGGAGAACGUCUUCGGGGUCUUCCUCGGAGGCCUCCAACCCGGAUCCAGCAGAGUCCUUCACCUCCUUCCUUCAGCUGACCACCAGACGGGUAGCUCGGCUGAAAAAGAAGAGGCAGCGGAGGGCAGCUGGGAACCAGUUUCCUGGCCACAAACCUGUGAGAGCCAUCAAAGAGGAGUUUCACAUGAUUGCAGAAUCCCCUUUAGGAUUUCCCAAUGUGAUUGGGUGCCUAGAUGGCACCCAUAUACCCAUCAUCGCUCCUUCACAAAAUGAGGCAGAUUAUGUCAAUCGGAAGUCCAUCCACAGCAUUAAUGUGCAGAUCAUAUGUGAUGCUGCACACAUAAUUACAAAUGUGGAGGCUAAGUGGCCAGGCUCAGUUCAUGAUUCACGGAUAUAUCGUGAGUCAUCUCUGAGCAACAGAAUGGGCCAAGGAGAGAUGGAUGGCCUUCUGCUGGGUGAUAGGGGUUACCCAUGCCAACCUACACUCAUGACCCCUUACCCAGAACCUGAGCCAGGCCCCCAGCAGCACUUCAAUAUGGCACACAACAGGACACGAGCCCGGGUGGAGAUGACCAUAGGCCUGUUGAAAUCACGUUUCCAGUGCCUGCGCCACCUCAGGGUGACCCCUGAAAGGGCUUGUGACAUUAUUGUGGCAUGUGUUGUUCUUCAUAAUAUUGCCAUUAUUAGAGGGGAGCAACACCCUGCCCUACAAACUCAAGAUCCUGAAGCAGACCUCAUACACACUGGGGAUUUCCAGGAUGGAAGGGUGGUCAGAGACCUCAUAUGCCGUAAUGUCUUUGCAAAUUAA